GUCCAAAGAAGAGAUGGUUGGUCCGUAUAUCAUCUGGCCGGCUAAAGAAGGGAUGGACUUUCCUAAACAGGAGGGCCAAGUCACCUUUGAAGCUGGGAGCCACGUCACAACACUAGAUGUUUACUUGACGCCUGACCUCGCCUCAUCUUCACCAACACCAAAGCGCUUCCAGGUGGCUCUGUACAGUCCUACAGGAGGAGCCAGUGUUCACUCUCGAUUUGGACAGGCUAAUGUGACUCUGGUGUCAAAUGCAGCUAGCCAGUCUGUGUGGGGCCUGUUAGAACAAUUACAUCAGCCCCUCAACCCAACAGUAAUCAAUCAGGUUCUUCAAGGACUAAAGACCAAACUCGCUUCUACUCUCAAUCGUGAACAGAUGACUGCUGUGCUUGAAACUAUUGGGAAGGUACUGAUAGAAGCAGAGCAGAAUCCUCUACAUUCAAGCAGCCGAAAUCUGACCUAUGACCUGUUAUGCGUUCUGGCCAACCCAAGCCGAGUUGACACUCGAGGUCUCAGCUACCUUGCAGAGGUGGCAGAGCGAUUUGCGUUCUCCCUUAUUUCUCAUUUGCAGUGUGAAAUAAUGGGUAUCAUCAUGGAAACAUGCCCUUUUAUGACGAUAUCUGCCCUCCAGUGGUACCCAACACAAAUUAAUGGACACAAAUACAGAGGCCAUAAUGGCGACUUCUUCCAGCUUCCAGACGCGCUGCUGCCAGUGCCAGCAGCCACAUCAGCAGACUGCAGGAACCUCAGCAGGAUUCAGCUGACUGAGUUCAAAACUGAGCAAUGGCUUCUCACCAAUGAUACAGUCACAGCUGUAAAUGGGAAGGUAUUCUCAGUAAGUCUCCAGGAGAGAGGGUCACGACCCCUAGAAGAUGGCAUUGAGGUGACAUACCGUAUUAACUCUCCUGGUCAGCAAAUUAAACCAGGAGCAUCUGUGUGCCUUCUCUGGAAUCAAACCACUGCAAGCUGGUCAUCUGAUGGACAGUACUGCAGGGUUGUGAAAGAAAGUGGCAGUUAUGUGGAAUGUGCAUGCUCCCACUUGUCUAUCUACGCAGCGCAUGCAGAGUUUUCUGCACUUGCAUCCUACAACGAGGCCUUCUUUGCAUCAGGAUUUAUUUGCAUCUCAGGGUUUGCAUUGGCCAUCAUAUCCCAUGUGUUGUGCUCCCGUUCUCCCAUGUUUGCUGCCAAACUACUAACUCACAUGUUGGUGGGCUGCCUUGGUACCCAGAUAUGUUUCCUGGUGUCAGCUUUCCGUGGUCCCAUAUUCUCAGAUGACAGCUGUGCUACUCUGGCACUGUUCUGCCACUAUUUCUAUCUGAGCCAGUUUUUCUGGAUGCUCAUACAGGCAGUGAACUUCUGGCAGGUUCUGGUGAUGAAUGAUGAGCACACGGAGCGGCGCUACCUGCUCUACUUUCUCUUAGGCUGGGGACUUCCUGCUCUAGUCAUCAUCGUCCUGGUUAUUGUUUUGCUUGGUGGCUUCGGCUGGACCAUACAUGCUGUGUACGGGCUGGUGCAUGGCGAUGUGUGUUUCAUCCCCAACAUCUAUGCGGCUCUUUGCACGGCAGUGUUAGUGCCUCUAAUAUGCUUGGUUGCAGUGCUGGUCAUAUUUAUCCAUGCCUACCAGGUAACUGAGCAAUGGAGGGCCUAUGAUGACAUUUACCGAGGAAGGACAAACAGCACAGAGGUGCCGCUGGUGCUUUACCUGUUUCUGCUCAUCUCCUUGGUCUGGUUGUGGGCAGGACUCCACAUGGGCUACAGGUACCUGUGGAUCCUCAUUCUCUACGUCAUCUUUAACUGCCUGCUGGGCUUGUAUGUGUUUGCAGCGUACUUCAUCAUGCACAACCAGCUGUGUUGGCCGACUAAAGCGAGUUACACCGUAGAGAUGAAUGGUAAUGACCGCCCUGACUCAACCUUUCAAGCAGGGGGACCAACGACUGUAGGAAGUGAUAUAAGCAAAUCAACACAGAAUCUCAUCAGCGCCAUGGAGGAGAUUUCAGCAGACUGGGAGCGAUCAUCUCUGCGGACCAGUAUUCAGCCUGCCAGUGCGUUUAAGCCAAGCCCUGUGAUGGAAACGUUCACCACAGAGGGGAGCUUCAUCAACACCAACCUGGUGACCACAGAUGAAGAGUCGCAGGAAUUUGAUGACCUCAUCUUUGCCUUAAAAACUGGGACUGGCCUUAACGUGAGCGAUAACGAGUCCAUACCUGGAAGCCAGGAUGGAGGCAGUGUCUCCAACUCCCAGAUCGUGGAGCUAAGGAGGAUCCCCAUCGCCGACACCCACCUCUAACCCUCUCACUACACUGAGAGACAUUUACACCACAGUAUUUUUAUAUUGUAAAACCCUUGCACUAAAAAGUCAAUUUUUUUAUGAUAUAUAAUUGAUCAUUUUCACAUACAUGUUUGAUACUGUACGUGGUUUUUACUGCAAACCUGUUCACAUAUAAACAUAAAUGUACUAAGUUUAUUUUUGUUAAAGUUGAUUUUUUUUUUUUUUUCUGGAUGUAUAUUUUGUUUUCGGUUUUUACUUUUCUGUAGAGACUUAAAUUAAUCAUUGUACCUCAUAAGCAAGAAAACCUCUGCUGCUGACGAUGGAGAUUGUGUAACACUGUCAAUAAAUAAUGCAGCACAUAUUUUACACAGAGACUUGCUGAAUUCA
Cyprinodon tularosa is the source of this 2653-nucleotide messenger RNA. RefSeq names its product adhesion G-protein coupled receptor V1. Gene Ontology annotation, molecular function: G protein-coupled receptor activity. Gene Ontology annotation, cellular component: membrane. The record is from RefSeq and is a predicted model, not a curated record. Lineage: Eukaryota; Metazoa; Chordata; Actinopteri; Cyprinodontiformes; Cyprinodontidae. Bases 14 to 2284 code for a protein of 756 amino acids. Gene Ontology annotation, biological process: negative regulation of adenylate cyclase activity; cell surface receptor signaling pathway; G protein-coupled receptor signaling pathway. The transcript has 13 exons.